Messenger RNA from Tribolium madens (black flour beetle), 3135 nucleotides. RefSeq lists its product as uncharacterized. Gene Ontology annotation, cellular component: trans-Golgi network. Gene Ontology annotation, biological process: Golgi to plasma membrane protein transport. Bases 19 to 3078 code for a protein of 1019 amino acids. The transcript has 6 exons. NCBI's taxonomy places the organism in Eukaryota, Metazoa, Arthropoda, Insecta, Coleoptera, Tenebrionidae. The record is from RefSeq and is a predicted model, not a curated record.
CAAAAACACAGCUGUUCAAUGUUUACCAACAACUAUAGACAAAAUACUGACAAGUGUAGGGAUUUCAACUUUCCUAAUAUGGCAUCGCUUGUGGUCACCUUGACAACGAGUUUUGACAUGUCAACAAACAGACGUCAAAAAAUGGACAAUUUAUUACACAGAUUAAUUACAGAGAAAGUUAAUAACACAAUUGACGUUCCACUCUCCAAAUUAAUUAAUGAAAGUGAAUCACCCGAUGUAGCGGAAAUCAUUAAAAAACUAGAUUUACAAUCAAUUGAAGACGAUAUUUUGAAGAGUGCAAAAAGACACCGCAAUGUCGAGUCUUGGAGAGUUGACCUCACCCAAAACGAUUAUUGUACGAUAAUUGAAGGCCUCAACAGUAAUUCAACCUUAAAGAAACUAAAUGUGCUCGACACACUCCUAAAUGUCGAUAUAGACACCAAACAAAUUUUCUGGGAAGAGUUAUCGCAAAGUUUACGGAAAUGUUUUGUAAGCGCUAAUUACAACAUUUUUUUACGCACUCUUAAAAUCCAUCACCGUCUUUCAAACACCUCAUGCGACAGCUACUUGAAUCUUCUCAGAGGCACUUUCUUGCUUUUAAACAGUCGUUAUUUUAUCGAUUUCAAUAAAAUAAGGAUUUUACAAAGUCUAAAAGUUGUUUUGGACUCACAAAAAGCCGUUAUGAAAUUUUUAUUGCAUGCUAAUCACAGUGUUAUUGAUGAAAUUACUCUUGCUUUUAUCGGUGUUCUCACCUACAAAACAGUUUUUGAUUGGUUUGGAGUUUUAGACCCGGAAUCAAAUUGGAUCCGCGUUUUUUGUUACGGUGCUGAUAUUCGCAAUAUUUUUUUCAAUAAUUUAAAGGAGAAGAAAUCCAAUUUUAUCAAAAAUGUUACGACGACAUUUUUGCAAAAGAUUAACAGUAACGAGGAAGAAUGGGAAAUUCACUAUGGACACUUUUUACUUUAUUUUUGGCGAUACAAUAACAAUACAAAGUUCUUUCCAGAAGAAGGUUUUAUCGAUGGGGGCUUUAAGGCAAUAAUUUCCAAAUUAAGUCAAGGAAAAAGAACUGAAUUGACUCAACUCUUUAUUGAUUUAUUUACAUACAACCCUCUAAUUCUUACCCCCAAGUUAUUAGAUGUCUUGGUUGCGCCUUUAAGUGACACAAAUCGAAACAAUGUCCGAAAUGUAGUAGAAACGAAUAAAUUUAUUUUUACAAUAAUUAAUAAUAUAGCAAAAUCGGGGAAUUACCGGGUUUUAUUCGGAGUUUCCGGUACACUACGUAAAGCUAGACAGCGACAAGUAAUCCGAAAUGUCACAAAUCUUGCUCAAAAAAUCACCGAUUUAACCGUUUUAUUUCUCAAAAUGUAUGUAAACACAAAUGAAUUAAAUCAGGAUUUGGGUACCAUUGAAAUUUUAUUGCACUCUUGUCUUUGUAUUUACGAAAGUCACCCCUUGGCUCUUCUUCACGGAAAUCCGGCUAAACUUCUUCAAAAUAUGAAUGAAUUUUAUCAAAUAAAUCACACGACUCAAAUCAGGGGAACUUUUCUUGCCUUGUUUAAUUUUUUUUGCACAAAUUUCCGACGAACAAUGAAGAUUUUUGCUUGGGAUAAUAAGAUUUUCACGGAUUUAUUUAGUUGUGCCCCAGUUGAGAAUUUGAAAACGGUUAUAAACCGUCUCGGGAGUGACAAAUUAGGUUUUGAAUUUUUAAAAACACACGAAAGGCAAAUUAUUGAUCCUUACCUUGAAGAAAUUUGGAUUUCUGACGAAACUGUUAACUCAAACUCCACCAACAAAUUCGUGUUGUUUCUUUUCCUUGUUAAAUUAACCACAAGAAGCGUCGUCGCGUUGUUCGCCGACAAUGACAGUGACUCUGAAAGUGAGGAUAAGAGUAUUACCCUGUCUGAACUAAUACAGAAAAGUUUAAACGAGUCCAUUGAGCCACAUGAGGAGUAUUUGGGAUUGUUAACAAUGAAAGUAUUAAUUACAAAUUUAGAUCUGUUGCUCUACUUACAAACUAAUUAUCAAAUACAAAAAAAAUUGGAGGAAAUUGCAAGAUGUAGUAACAUUAUCGAUGCAGAGAGUUGCUUGAGGAAUAAUAUUUUAGUUUCGAUGACACACGUAGGGUUCGUAAACAAGACAGUUAACGAAGAAACCGAAUUUGGUGUACCAGUUUUCGAAAUUCCAGAGCAGGAAAAAAGCGGGGAAAAUGAAUUUAGGGCAUUUUUGGAGCAGGAAACAAACGGGAAUUUUAGCUGGUUGUCGCAGGCGAGGAGGUCCUUCAAGAAUUCGUUGAAUAUUUUUGAUCCAUCCCUCUUGGCCAUUUUAUUAGAAAAAAUUCCCAAAACUUACGUUUACAGAAAAGUCGAAUUACAAUGGCCCCCUUCGGACUCUGUCUACUACCAGUUACACCCCGAGGACUUUUAUGGUGUCUCUUUAAUAAUCGAUUACGGACUAAAAACUGGACUACUAAAGCCACUCCAAGAGAAGGAACACCCCGAAAAGUUAAUUUUUCUUAUAAAACAAUCGCGAGCUUUUAUUGGGCACCAACCGGAAAAUUUCACGAAUUUUGAUUGGUUCGUUGGAAUAAUUUUUCUAAUGUGUUCCGGGAAUUUGGACCAGUGCAAAUCCAUUUUAAUUCAUUUUACAAACACGCAAGUGACGUCACUGAUUUGGACCACUUUUGGCAAAGAGUUUGAUGAGAUGUUACAAGAGGGUUUCCAUCAACAUUUUGCAGUUGUUUUAGAAGAGAACUGUUCUUGUUACCAAGCUUUGAAGAUUUUAGGAAUUGGUCCUGAAAUCCUGGUCCAGUCGUGGCUCAAUCAGUGCUUCUUCAAUUUCCUUCGUUUUGGAGAAAUUUGCAAUUUCCUAGCAUUCUCUGUUUUGUACCCCGUUGAGUGUCUUUUGUACUACUUUGUUGCUAUCUUCCGACAUUUGAAUGACCGGAUUUGUACAAUCACACAUUCACCUCAACUGCGAGAGAUAUUCGACAUGUGCGACAUGAGCGAGUUUUGUUUAAGCGACCAUAUGCCCCUAAUCGAGAAACUUACUAAACGUUACCGCAAUAUGCACAAGUUAUAAUACAGCAAUUUUGACAAAAAUGUGUAUUUUUAUCCUUUCUAUAUACAUUUGAACAAA